AUGUCAAACGAAAAGGAGACAGGACAUGGUUCGAAAAUCUCACUGCGGUUAUGGAUUUUUCCUGAUCAUUGCUUUUUCGAGAAAACAACACUUGCAUUUAUGAUCAUCGCAAUUAUUCUGGAGAUUGUGUCAUUGGGGUGUUUUGUCGGAUUAUUCUCUCCUAGGGCAAGACUCGGAAUGCCAGCAUUCAGUGUAACUGGACUAGCGUUUCUUAGCUUGUUUGUGGCUAUAGUUGUGUAUGGAGUACGGAUGCAGUAUAAAGUCAUGUAUCUCCAAUCCACGUCAUACGAGCUUCUUGCGAAUGUCUACUUGGGAUACUCUUAUUGGAUCGCUGUCAUUGCCGCAAUCUUCCUUCUUAUUUCUUGCAGUCUUUCUGGAACAUUGAUUGGCGCUACUGAAAAUACGGAGCACUUGCAUUGA
Messenger RNA from Caenorhabditis briggsae, 420 nucleotides. Bases 1 to 420 code for a protein of 139 amino acids. The record is from RefSeq and is a predicted model, not a curated record. NCBI's taxonomy places the organism in Eukaryota, Metazoa, Nematoda, Chromadorea, Rhabditida, Rhabditidae. The transcript is spliced from 3 exons.